UUAGCUGUGUUUCUUUCAGACACAGCUUUUGUGUACCGAGCAAAAUCGAAAGUCGUCAGAUCGGGCUCAAACUUGGGAUGAGCACGAAUUAGGGUCCCCACAUUCCAAAAAACGUAUGCGCCAAAAAUUUUUUUUUCCGGCCGUCCGGCCGUCCGUCCGGCCGUCCGUCCGGCCGUCCGGCCGUCCGUCCGGAGUUCAGAGCUAAAUUGCAAGAGAACGGUAAUAGAUAGAGACUUGCGGUAAACGGCAAAGUUUAAAUAUCGACCGGAAGACAUCCGAUUAUGACGUCAAAUUUUACCCCCCACCCCCGCGUCCGCCAUUUUGAAUAACCUCAAAAUUUUGUUUUCGCUAUAUCUCAGUCCCUGUAACAGCUAAAAAUCUGAAAUUUUGAUAUGUUGUAGGGGCCAUCAAGAGCUUUCCAACGAUACCUCAUUUUCGAAAAUCGGUCAAGCCGUUUAGUCAAUAUGGCCGUCACAAUAUUUCAUCGAAAAUCGACCAUAACUCGAAAACGGCUUGACCGAUUUUGAUCAACCCGGGCUCAAAUGAAAGCUCUCAACAAACCCUACAACUCUCUAGAACAUCCAAAGUUUCAAAAGUGACCGCUAGGGGGCCAAAAAUCAAAAACAAAAUUUUCGAUGAGUUUUCGAUGAAUAUCUCGAAAACGCCAUUAUCGAUUUGCUUCAUUUUUUGAUAUGUUAUAGCUGACUAUAUUAUCUAGCUCCAUGCCAAAAAUGAAGAAAAUUUAUGUCGCCGUUCUCGAGAUAUAGCCUUCCAAAGUUAGCAUGUCAUAUCUCGGGUUCUACAAGUCCAAUUUUAAUCAACUCAAGCGCAAAUGAAAGGUUUCGUGAAACCCUACAAAUGUCUAGAACAUUGCAACUUCGAGAAAUGACCGCGAGAGGCGCUAAAGUCAAAAUCAAAAUUUUCGGAAAUUUCGAACUCGAAUAUUUCGAAAAUGCCAUUAUCGAUUUACUUCAUAUUUUAAUAUGUUAUAGUUGAGAUUAAGACCUUUCCAACGAUGGUCUAAAAACGAAAAUCUAUGGAGCCGUUCCCGAGAUAUGGCCUUCUAAAGAUAUCUUAGGAACCUCUUUCCCAGCUUUGCGGACGAAUGAGAAACCUGCAUGAGACGGAUGUAGGUGCAAUUUCAGUGAGAUUCUCUCACUUGCAUGUCACUGAUACUGUUUUACUCGCACGGAAGGUUUUUCUCAAUUUUCUCACAAAUUUUCAUGGUAAAAUUGUGUUUUUUGUGACCCGAAAGCGAUGCUGAGUCGAUUGGUUUCCAGCUCCAAAAAUUCAAAAUUCGCGUCAAAAAAUGUCGUGCAAAUUUCGCAAAAAUUUCCGGCGAGUUGUAUCCUCUAACUUUAACUAAAAGUACUUGGGGCCCCCUAUGCAUCCACAGCGAUUAUGAAGCCCUUAAAAUGAGUUUUUCUUGUGUAUUUAUGUUUUCCAACAAAUUGGCGGUUAGUGUACUACAUUUAACGGAUUUCCUAUAAAACAUUUCAAACUUUCGUGAAACAUGUUUCGUCUUCUUCUUCUUCUUUUGUUUUGCAACAAACGUCAGUGCCUUUGCAACUUUCGCGGUAUUUACAUGGUGGCGUAUUUUGUGCAGUGAAAAAGUGUUUAUUUUCGUUAUUUAGGCUUAUUUUCUUGAUAGAUUAGUGUAAAGUAGGGCGUAGAUUCGCGUAGUGGAAGUGUACAGUGUGAAAUACUCGUGAAGUGCAGUGAAAAUCGCUUAAAAAGUACUAUGAGUGUUGUGGGGAAUUUGGGCGGUGCGGGGGGAAAUUUGUGUUGUGCUGGAGCCCCCGCCGCGGGGGCGGGUGAUUUCUUUUUUCAGGUAAGUAUUUGUUACUUUCUAUCCGUGUCUUAAGCUAGAAAUUAAAAUAUUUAUCAAAGUGCGUCACAAAAGUGCUCCCAAGUAAACAAUUUUUUUGCUAUGGAAUUUUUCCGCGGAACUAUUCUGCGGAAUUAUUUCUCAAAUAUUUUCCAUGUAAUUUUGUUGUUUUUAUUCAGUUUAUAUUUUCUUACGCACCCUGGGCUCUACAAAAUAGGAAAAUUUUAGUUUUCACGUGCAACAAUGUGUGAUUUAUGAGAUAAAUUGCAAUGAAAAACCCUCGGGAGUGAUUCCUUUGGGACAAUUAAAUUAUUUUCCAGCCAUAGAUUCCCACAAUUCUGAUUUUUUUUUAUCAUAUAAGUAAAUUUAGGGUUAUGUAAGCUUGAACAUUUUUCUUCGCGCAAAAUACAGUGCACGUCCACAUUUACGAAUAUAAUUGAUUUCAAAAGAAUUCUCAAGUCGAGGCAAGAUUUUAAAAUCGUUUUUUUUUUUUUCAAACUCUAAAUUUCCUUUUCAUUAUUUUUGUAUGAAUACCUUGAAGUUGAUUGACAUAUUAUCAGUCAAAUAAAAGUGCUUUUAUUCAAUUUACAUUAAUAAAAAAAAGAAAAUUGGUUUUUAUUCCGAUAUACUCAUUUAACAUUUUUUUCUCAGCACUGUAUUUGAUGAUAAAAGGGUAGAAUUAUGCCUUCUGACAAUUCUUGGACCUACAUACGUGUAUUUUGCUCCAUUGCUCAAGCACAUUUUCCAGCUAAUAUAUUCUAUACGGACUUAUUUAUUAAUAAUUUUUGUCUCUUUUAGAAAAAAAAAUUUAAUAAGAAACAUCAUAAAUAAAUACCUGAAAAUGUUUGAAACAUGUUUCACAACCCUAUGACGUGUUUCAAUGAAAUACAAAAAGGGCUUUAUUCAUUUUAUUUUAAAAAAUCAGCAAGGAAUGUGCAGCAAAAAAAAAAACGUUUUUUAUUGAAAUAUGGCUAGUAGAAAAAAUUUGGAAAUGUAAAAAAUAAAGACCGAUAAAAAAGAUUUUUUGGAAAAUUCUAGAUUUUCAAUGUACAUUUUUUUUUACUUUUUUCGCCUCUUUCCCAAAAUUAGGCACCUUCACGCGUUUGCAAAAAGAUUUUCCCAUGCAUCGGCCAGAAUUUUUCUUUAAUUUUCUUUCGAAAUCUCCUUAGUUACAAUAUUUUAUAAUAAAAUAGUUUUUUGACUUUUAAGGAAUUUCUAGAACAAAUUCCGUUAGCUUCUUAAUCAAAAUCGAAAUAAAACAUGUUUCAUUACAAAAAUGCUUCAACUUUCUAAUAAAAAAAUAUUCGUAAAGUUUUAAUUGAUUUGGGCAUUUUUCAGCUUCCAUAAUUGGGUGUAUAACAAAAUGAAAAUUUUCGAAAUCUUGAAACGUCAGGUGUAAAAAAGUUGUAAGAAUAGCCAUUUCCAAAAAUAUUUUCCUGCGAAAAUAAUAAAUUUUAUCUCGGUAAAUGUACGAUUGAAAUUCAAAAAUUUCCCAGCGCAAUACCAGGCUUUUCCCAUCAAUCUGAUUUUUUAAAGAUUUGUUUUUCAGAGAUGUCUUUAGUGUCUCUCUUUCGAAAUAAAGUGUUUUAUUUUGUUGCACAUUUGCUGAUUUUCUAAAAGAAAAAUUAAUAAAGCCUUUUUUAUCAUCUCAAGAUAAUUUUUGUUGGAAAAAUUUUUCAAACUAAUUAAUUCAUUUAAUCGUUUUUUUUCUCGUUGACAGGUUGAUUCUGCGUGGGAAGAACCCUCGGCUCAAAGGGAGAGUCGAGAAGCCUACCCAUCCGGGUACGGUUCUCUUGUUACAUCCGUAACUCGAGCCCGUGAGGGAGCCGUGAGGCACAAAAUGACAAAUUUGACGAAAACUAUGACGAAUUUGACAAAAAGCUCUGCCAAUGAUGCUUCUGCCAAGCGCUUCCGGAUUAUUAAUCCGGAAGUGUUUGUCAGGGGUUCAUUCAGUCAAGACAAUAUUGACCUCUUUGGAGGUUUUGCGAAUAAUAAGCAAAGUAUGGCUAAUUCAGUUGUUGCCAUCGCGUAUGCUCACGUGCUUGAUCCAAGUUAUUGGACAAGCACUACGAUUGAUCAGAUCCUUUAUCAAGGUAACGAGGUAUAUAUUACCUCACGAGAAAAUACUUCAGAAAUGUAUCUGAUUCCGGAAGAAAUUUCCAAGAAUUUUGCAAUAAUGAACGAAAAGAUCACUCUUGAAUACGCGGUAGAUGAUCUCGCGCUUGAUUUGCAUGGAGAACUAUGCGGUAAACAUGAAUUUGGAAAUCUUCAUGUGAAAUUGAUUGCAUUCUUCGAGCGGUAUACACAUGGAGUCAUCACAUGUGGUGACCUCAGUGUUGCUGUUUUGAAGACAAGCAACAUGUUUUACAUGUUUGAUAGCCAUUCAAGGGGAUCACUAGGCAAAUUUGUGACCGAAGAUGGUACAUCUGUGCUUUGCGGAUACAGAAAUGUAUCCGACUUGCAUAAGAUUUUGAUGUACAAUCUUUCUCAGGGAGAUAUUAAUUACAAGGGAACAAGGAUGUUUGCAAUGACUGCGUAUAAAGUAGUUCCAAGCCAGAUAAAGGAAACAUACAAGAUUAAUAAAGCCUUUCUUUCAUAUGAAAGCGUCCAACGCCAAGAAUUCAAAGAUACAAAUAAAGAAAAUCUAGAAAUUGAUGUAUGCAUAGAGCAGGACGGAAACCCAGAGCCUAAUGCAGUUUUUGGUCGCGAGAUUACACGUGCUCAGAAUAAGAAGGCUUACGUAAAGAAGAUUCUAAAGUUGAAACGUAAACUGAAGAGGAUCCAUGAGAAGAGGAUGCGCAAUGAGUUACUUCACCGUAAAUAUGAAGUUUUCGGUGAUAUCUCAGACGAGAAAGUCAAGGGGGAAACAACAUUAAAAUCUCUUCCAGAGAUGAAAAACAAGAGUUUUGCAAUAAUGAUAUUGAAUCAUGAUGAUAAUUUUGCCGUAAUCCAAACUGGAGGUGGAUUCGCGAAAAAGUCAAAGCAAGCGAGAAAUGCCAACUAUUACAAACAGUUUGGUAUUGUUGUGCCACACAUUUUUGUUUGUGGCUCAUACAGUCAAGAUAAUGAAGUACUUUUUGGUUCAGAUUCAAAUAACAAGCAGUGUACUGCAUGUGCUGUAGUUGCACUUGCAUACACUCAUGUUAUUCCUGUAUCCAAUUGGAAGACUCAAACACUGGAUGAAAUUCUUUUAAAAGGAAACGAUAUAUAUAAUAUAUCUCGGCGAGCUAAUCAGUAUUUGACUGUAAAUGAAGUUUGUAAUAAAUUUGAGAUUUUGGACACAAAAGUUAGCACACAACUUGUUGAAAUUUUUAAUGGUAACGAGUUUAAUCCUCUUACUGUCGGUUUGCAAGGAGAGUUCAAAGGAAAAGAUGGACAUAAUAGUUUAGAAUUUGCAUUGGAGCACUUUUUUGAUCAUUUUAGCUGUGGAGUUUUUACAAGUACAUCUGUAUCAGUUGCAAUAUUCAAAGCAAAUGAUCUAUAUUAUUACUUUGACAGUCACUCACGUGGUGCAUUUGGACAAAUUGUGCAAGAAAACGGUACAUCCAUUUUGUGUGGAUAUACUGACUUGAUUUCAAUUAUAAAUAUAUUGAAAUACAAUUUUCUUUACGAAAAUUACGAAUAUUGUGAUAAACGCUUUUUUACUAUUACACCAAUAUAUAUUAAAACGCGCAAAAUUGAAGAUGAAAUUUCUGAAAAUAAUAGUAUGCUACACUUUGGGCAUCAUUUAAGUGAAAUCAAAGAAAAUAGUAAAAUUAAGAAUGAACCACAGAUCUCUGAGACUACAAUACCCAAAAUCCGAAAACCCAAUGAGUAUAGGAAGUCUGAAUACAAUAAAGAAUACAAAAAACAAUUGAGAAAUAGUAAAGUAUACCGUACUUCUGAAAAUGAGAACAGAAAGAGAAAACGUGUAGAAGAGCGUAAGGACGAUGCUAGGAGACAAAUUGAAAAUGAGAAGAGAAGGAAACAAGUUUCAAAACAACGUCAAGACGACACAAUGAGACAAAAGGAAAACAAAAGCAGAAAUCACAGACAUAUUGAAGAGCGUAAAGAUGAUCUAAAAAAACAAAUUGAAAACGAAAUCAGAAAGAGAAAACGUGUAGAAGAGCGUAAAGACGAUGUUAAGCGACAAAUGGAAAAUGAGGCUAGAAAGAUAAGACAUAUAGAAGAGCGUAAAGACGACGUUAAACGACAAAAGGAAAAUGAGGCUAGAAAGCGAAGACUCAAAGAAGAGCGUAAAGACGACGUAAAACGACAAAAGGAAAAUGAGACGAGAAAGCGAAGACUUAUAGAAGAACGUAAAGACGAUGUUAAGCGACAAAUGGGGAAUGAGGCUAGAAAGCGAAGACAUAUAGAAGAGCGUAAAGACGACGUUAAACGACAAAAGGAAAAUGAGGCUAGAAAGCGAAGACUCAAAGAAGAGCGUAAAGACGACGUAAAACGACAAAAGGAAAAUGAGACGAGAAAGCGAAGACUUAUAGAAGAACGUAAAGACGAUGUUAAGCGACAAAUGGGGAAUGAGGCUAGAAAGCGAAGACAUAUAGAAGAGCGUAAAGACGAUGUUAAGCGACAAAUGGAAAAUGAGACUAGAAAGUGGAAACUUAAAGAAGACCGUAGAGAUGACAUGAAACGAAGAAUUGAAAAUGAGAAAAGGCGACUGAGACAUAUAAUUGAACGAAAAAAUCCGGAUAUAAGAAGAAAAGAAAAUAUCUCCAGAAAACUUAGGAUGCAAAACAAAAGUAAGUCCAAAAAAACUAAAAAAUUUUCACUAAUAAUUAGUAGACGUAGUAAGAAUAUCAAAUCGAGAAAUAUACAAACUCGUUUUUUGAAAAAAAUUAGAAAACCAAGAGAUUCGGAUAUUAUAAGCAGAAAAAUUGAAAAGUCAAUUAAAUUAAAAUAUGCAAAUGUUGAUCAAUCAACUUUUGAAAAUCAACUUAUGAUGUUUAGAGAUAGGCUACAACGAUCACUUAAGAUCAAAUCAAAUUAUGACUACAAAAAAGUUAAAGGUACAAAUAUGAAAAAGAGAGUUAAAAGACUACAAGAUAAAAGUCGUACACUUUUAGAAUUUUUUGAAAAGAGAAAAGAAGUUCCAGAAUUCAUAUGUGGAUGCUGUGAAUGUAUAUUCUUUAAGCAUAGUGUUAGAAAAUUGAAAAUUGAUAAAUGCAAAUAUUCCAACAAAUCUGAUCUGGAAGAUUUUCUUAAGAUUUCAGAUUAUUGUUGUAAUACGUGUCUUUAUUCAUUGAAUAAAAACAAACUUCCAAAACUUGCUAUUAAAAAUGGACUGGCAUUUCCAGAAAUUCCAAAUUGCAUCAAAGAAUUGAGCGAUCUGGAAGAAAGGAUGGUCGCACCGAUUCUAAACUUUAUGGAAAUUCGCGAAUUGAAAAAAUAUAUGCUGAAUCCUCAAAAAGGUCUUAAAGGCAGCGUUGUACACGUUCCGGUAGAAAUAAAUGACAUGAUUAAAGUUUUGCCUCGUAAACCAAAUGAAAUGAAAACACUUCAAAUUAAAUUGAAGCGACACGAAGAGUAUAAGAACCAUUAUAUGUUUGAUACAGUCAGGCCUUGGAUUAUUAUAGAAGCAAUUAACUAUUUGAUAACAAAGCCACUCUAUAAGUUAGAAGGUAUAAGUCUCGAUCCCAAUUUCAUAAUUGAUAACGAAAAGAAUCAAGAGAUUCCUUUUAUAGUUGAUGUAAAUGACUAUGAUUCGAAGAAUACAGAAAAUGAAAUAACUAAAACUAAUAAUAUUAUUGAAAUAAUUGAUGAAGAAGUGACAGAACAGGUAUUGGAUGAUUCCAAUUUUCCCAGGUAUCGUAAUUUUCAAGAUAUUCGUAAUUCGACAACUUACGUUACAAAUACUCAUACUGAUAGAUUUAUUGAAAUUAUUAAUCAUAUUUUUGCGCAUAAUUUUAUGUUCCAAACUCACUUGAUUGAAGAACGAGGCCUUAAAUGGGUAACCUCAAAGGGAAGGUACAAGAGAAAUGUACAAAUUCUAUUUCUGAAACCAACUGAAAAUUCCAAAAUUGGUCAUUGGGUAACAACUCUACAUGAAAAUGGUUCUAUAAAAGUUUAUGAUUCUUUGCAUUGGAAUUCACUUAAUGAAGAUUGUAUAAAUUUUUUGAAAAAAAUGUAUCCCACAACUAUGAAGAAGAGUAAUGCCAUAACAUAUAUGAAUACGUUUCAGCAAAACGAUACUUAUUCUUGUGGUGUUCACGCUAUUGCAAAUAGUGUAGCUCUACUCAAUAAUAUUGAACCAAGUAAUCUUUGCUAUCAAGUCGAAGAAAUGAGAAAUCAUUUGGCUGAUAUGCUAGAUUCUGGUUCAAUUUCUAUGUUUCCUACAGUAUAUUCAAUACCAACGCAAGUACUUCUAAAUGUGUAUGAUAAACCAACGCAAAUAAUUGAACAAGAAACUGAAAUUGAAGAAAUAUCUGAAAUUUCUGUUUAUGAUAGACCCACUCAGAUGAUUCCUACGGUGUAUGAUCAGCCUACACAAAAAAUGUCACAAAUUUUGCAAUAUGGUGAUAAAAACAAAAAUAAUUCAGAUAAACAAGAAAAUAUAGAGGAUAUUAUAGAUUAUGGAGAUUGUGUACCAAAUGAAGAUAUAAUGGCAAUGGAUUUGAAUGAGUAUGUAACAGAAGCAAGCAAAAUUCAAAUUAUGGCCCCCGGGCAGGGGAAAAAACCUAUAUAUGCUAGUGCUAAUAAAAACUUGGAAUUCCUUUCUUUUCCAAAAAUAUAUUGUGGUGAAAAAUAUGAAAACGAAAAUAUUUAUUAUUAUCAACAAGUUAAAUCAGAACAGCUUAGAAGAGAUCGUAGAUGUUGCACUCCAACGAAAGUUUUGUACAGUUGUAACAAAAAAUUGCUACAAUCUGUUCAAAGUUCAAUAAACACGGCAUUGCGAAAGUCAAAGAAAACAGAAACAACUACAGCUUCCGACGUCCUUAGUGAAAAUAAAUUGAGUAAACUCAUUGAAAGCGAUGAUGGUUUUAGGUAUAUGAAAACUAUCUCCCUAACUCCUGGUUACCUUGCAGAUAAACAAAAUACUCUACUUGCCCAGAUUAGACAAUUGGGGAAACCACAUUUCUUUAUAACAACCACUUUUAGUGAACUGCAUUGUCCAGAACUUCUACAAAACUUGGCUAAGAAUGCAGGUCGAGACCUUUCAUUGCUAGAAAGCAUGAAUCUUGAAAAAGCAGAAAAAACGCUUCUUAUUCGUAAUGAUCCUGUAACGUGUGUUAGAUAUUUUACUCAAAAAGAUAAUAAUCUUAUGGCAUUGCUAAAAAUUGAUCCCAAUAAAAAUUAUGGAACGGGAAAAAAUAUUGUACAAAAAUGCGGUCCUUUCGAAGAUAAUUACGUUAUUGACUCUUUUGAAAGAUAUGAAUUUCAAAUGAGAGGAAGUGUGCAUUCACACAAACUUGUGUGGUUGAAAGAUUUUCCAGAAUUUGAUGAAGAAAAUACUAAAUUCACUGAUAAGUAUAUUAGGAACGUUGAAAAAUUUAUGACGUGUAAGUACGUGGAUCCUGAAAAAUAUCCAUUGAUUAAAAAGCAAAUGCAUAAACAUUCGGAAACUUGUUAUAAAGGUAAACGAAAUAUGUGUAGGUUCAACUUCCCUAUACCUCCAAUGGAUAGAACGGAAAUUCUAAUACCUUUUAGUAAAGAAGAAAGAGAGUUAAAUGAUGUAAAUGCACUUAAAGAAAUUUACAAAAGAAUUUACAAUGAAGUUAAAAAUUUUUCAAUCAAAUUUGUAGAUAUUUCUUUUGAAGACUUUCUAUUUAAGCUUGACAUAACAAGACAGCAAUAUAUAUUGGCUAUUCGAAGCGUCAUUAAGCGUCCACGCCUGUUUCUUAAACGUAGUAGUUUAGAAGUAAACAUAAAUGCAUAUAAUAGUGAUAUUUUGAAUUACACUGAAUCUAAUAUGGAUAUACAACCAGUCUUGGAGGUAAACGCUCUAGUAAAAUAUGUUGCAGAUUACGUAACAAAAUCUGACUCUGGAGUCACAAAAAUUUUGAAAGAUAUAAGUACGGAAAUUAAGGUUCAUAAAAACUAUACUUUGGAAGAGAGAUUGCGUAAAUAUGGAAAUGGAUUCCUAAAUAAUAAAUUGGUGUCCGCACAGGAAGCAGCUUAUUAUUGUCUAUCGAUUCCCAUAACUAAAUCAAGUAGAGGGUCAAUUUAUAUUAAUACUAGACCAAUUAAUGAACGAACUAGAAUAUUGAAACCAAAAAAAGAUUUGCUUAACCUUCCAGAAGAUUCUACUGACAUAUUUGCACAAGACAUUGUACAUAAAUAUGAGAAACGAAAAGGUUUGGAUAACGUUAGUUUGAUUGAAUAUGCAGCAGACUAUACAGAAGUACGCAGAAGUAAUACGGAUGACGGAAAUGUUGACGAAAUAGAAGCAAAAGAAAGAAAAUAUUCCAAAAUUGUUAGAUACAGAGGAUAUCUAGAGAAAGAUGGGGAUAAUUAUUACCGUGAGCAAAUUUUGUUGUAUUUACCAUUCCGUAAUGAAAAAACCGAAAUUGAGGAAUGCGAUCACCAAGCAAAAUAUUUUGCAAAUCUAGAUGCUAUUAAAAAAGUACGGGCUAAAUUUUCUCCUGUAUCGGAAAAUGCGCUAUCAGACGCAAUUAAUAAUCGAGAUAAUGACGAUGACACUGACAUUGAUGAUGAUCCCGAUAGAAAUCGUCCAAUACAUAAAUCUCAAGAAAUUGAUGUACUACCCCGCGAUCAAAAAACUGAUAAUCCCAAAGAUAAAUCAUAUAAACUAGUUAACCCGGUAAGAAUAUCUAAAGAUAGUUUGUUCGAAAAAUUGCAGUCACUUAAUGAAAAACAAAGACAGAUUGUAAUGCAUAUAUAUAAAUGUUUCACGUCAAAUAAUUUGCCAAUUCGAAUAUUUCUAUCCGGCUCUGCGGGCGUAGGCAAAACACGUGUAAUCAAUUGUUUGUAUCAGUUGAUUACAUCGCACUAUGAUAAUAUGCCAAACGGUAAUCCAGAAAGUAUGAAGGUUUUGGUUUGUGCACCAAGCGGUAUGGCGGCAUUUUUGAUAAAUGGUACAACUAUUCAUAGAGCCUUUGCUCUUCAAGUUACACAAAAUCAGUCAAAUACUGGUUUGAGUGAUGAUGUUGCAAAUACUAUUCGUUGUAAACUUCGUGAUGUUAAACUAAUUAUAGUAGAUGAAGUUUCUAUGGUCGGAUCUAAUACAUUUCUAAAAAUGGAUAUGCGUUCGAGACAAAUUUUUGGAGUCAAUAAAAGUUUUGGAGGAAAAUCUGUCAUAAUAGUAGGUGAUCUAAAUCAACUAAACCCAGUGAAAGAUGUGCCCAUAUAUAAGCCACCAACUAAAAGUAAUGCUAAUAUUUUUAAUUCAAACCCUCUAUGGGACGAAUUCAAAUACUUUGAAUUGACUGAAAUAAUGCGUCAGAAAGACGAUUUGGAAUUUACAAUAGCUUUGAAUAAUUUGGCCGCUGGGCGUAUGACACAGGAAGAUAUAGCAUUGAUUAAAUCUAGAACUGUUAAAGACCCUAGUGAAGUCCCUGAUGAAGCAAUUAGAUUGUUUUACAAACGUGUAAAUGUAGAUGCGUUUAAUGAACGUAAAAUUGCCGGUUUUCCAGGAGAAUUGUAUGUAUCAACUGCAAAGGAUAAAAUAGUAGAGAACAAAGCUACAAGUUCUAAACGGGAAAAAGAAAAUCUUAUACAUAUUCAAAAUAGACCCCCAACAGAUACAGGAGGACUAGUAUAUGAAUUGAAAUUGAAAUUGGGUAUAAAAUACAUGAUAAUAAGUAAUUUGGAUGUUGAAGACGGUCUAGUAAAUGGUGCAACCGGUGUAUUGCGUCAUCUAACAUUUGAUUCCUCGAAUAAUGUGUCAAUUGUUUGGCUAGAAUUCUUCGCGGAGAGAGUUGGAAAAACUCGUGCCAAGGAACAACGUUUUAAAAAUUAUAUAAAAGAAAAUAAUUUGCAACCUAAUUUGAUUCCACUUGAAAAAGAUACAGCUACUUUCUAUUUGAGUAACAAAAACUCUUCUACAGUCGCCAGAAAACAAUUUCCGCUAAUUCCAGCUGAAGCUCUAACUAUUCACAAAAGUCAAGGUCAAACAUACAAAUCUAUUUGUAUUGAUUAUACUAAAAGAGAGGGCCUAACUAUAGAUAUGGUUUAUGUAGGACUUAGCAGAGUAGAAUCACUCAAUGGAUUGCAUAUAAUUGGUGAAUUUUUUCAACCUAAUUUUUCAAAUUCGGCAAAACAAGCACAGGAAGUGAUUAAAGUACUUAGAAAUGAAAGAUUUAUUGAAGAUCAAUUCAAAGAUAUUCGUAAUCCUGAGAAAAAUAAAGUAAAGAUUUGUUAUCACAAUAUUAUUUCAUUGCACAAGCAUUUCAAAGACAUUGAUUGUGAUUCAUGGUAUAAAUACUUUAACAUUGUAAUUUUGUCAGAAACAAAAACAACUAAGAAUUUUUCUGUUCCCUGUUUUAAAAAUUAUAAAGUUCUUUAUAGACAAGAUAAUGCAAUAAGAAACAUUGGAGGCCUCCUUUGUUACGUGAAAGAUGAAGACAACGCUUUGUUUAAAAUACUAACGGAAGAUAUCAAAACUGAUCUCACGAAAAAGUUUACUUUAAGUCUUUUUGUUAUAGAAUAUCAAAACUAUCACAAUAAUUUUUAUAUUAUUACUGGAUAUAAAUCUCCAAAAGUUCCUUUUGAUGUAUUUAAAGCAUCAUUUGAAAAUGUUUCUUCUAAAAUACCUAAAUAUAGUCAAAUUAUUGUUAUUGGAGACUUUAAUUUUAAUGUCUCUUCGCAUAAAACAGAUGAGAAAUUUUUAAAAUACAUUAACCAGUACGGCUUGCAAAAUAAUCUGGAUGCUGAUCAAUCCACAACGAAAUAUGAUAGUCAAAUAGAUAUAGUUUUUUCAAAUAUUUUGUCAAAUAAUUUCACCGCAGGUAUAUAUGAUAGUUAUUUUUCUGACCAUCGUCCUGUUUAUUGUACAGUAGGAAUAAUAGAAGAAAAUAUAUCACCCGAUAAAACAGAUAAUGUUCCAGAAAAGCAACCUUCGAAUAUCACCCAAAUUUUGCCAUUAACAAAUACAUCAGAUGAUAAAAAUUCUGUAAAAAAUAAGACUUUCUCUCAAGAAAUUGAAUCUAAUCCCAUGAAUACAGAAAAUAGUAACGUGACUAAUAACGUAGAAAACCAAAAUUGGCCAGCUAAUAUUUUACAUGAAAAUGGCAGAUACUUGUGGGAAGUGGAAGAUAUAAGUUUUCAAAAUCAAUUUGUAGAAUUGCAACAUAUAUAUCGCUUUAUGGAUAUUCUACAUGCAAAUUAUCCCGAUUACAGAAAAAUUAAUCCAACGUAUGGAUUUAUCGAUGAUCAUGAAGGUAAUGAUAAAUGUCCAGUAAUUCAACCAAACGAAAAACAUCUACAGUUUAUAAUUAGUUAUGAUCGACAUGCAAAUUUUAUUGGGCAUUGGACACUCGCGAUUUAUAACGGUAACAAUAGAAUUAAUUAUUAUGAUUCCAUGAAUGGUGAAAUUCUAAAUAGAGAAGCAGAAAGACUUCUAAGCGCAUUGCACCCACAUUUGAAACCAUUGAGAAAUUUUCUUACAUUUCAUUCUGUAAUGAGACAGCCAGAUAAUAUAAUGUGCGGAAUUUUCGCUAUUGCUAAUGCAGUUAGUUAUAUUUUAGGAAUAAAUCCAUGUGAACAAAAAUAUGACAUUAUGCGCAUGAGAAAUCAUCUAAAACAAAUACUAGUUGAAGGGGAAAUUUUACCUUUUCCUACAAUGUAGUAAAAUGACACUUUUAAUUUUAAAUUAUAAAGCUAAGGAGAAUACUCCAAAAAUUAUUAAGAAAAACUAUCUAUCAAGUAGAAUUAGAGAGCAUGUGGGGGGGGGGGUUCGAGCAUACAGAGGUGAACCAACAUAACAGGUAAAUAUAAAUUAAUUUAAUAAUGUCUAUUCAGAAUAAUAUUUCUAUCUUUUCAGAUUUUUUUGGAUUCUCAAAGGGAUAGGAUGCGUCUCAAAUAGCCUCUCCUAUCCAACUCCUCGUCCGCACCUCCCCGUUGGUAGAAUCUGGGCGCUUAAGGCGGCAGACGCGGAAAGGGGGGAGGAUUAUGAUUCAGACUUCUGUUUGACACGUAUUCCUCUAAAAAUUAUUAAUGAUUUUUUAGUGAUUUGUAUAAAUUAUUGAUUAGUUUUGAAACUAUGUAUAAGAAAAUAUAUAAAUUUCAAAAGUUACAAAAUUUUUUAAAAUAAAAUAUUCAUGUUCCGCGUAGAGGAUGAAAGAUUUAUAAAAUUAAUGUACAACUUAAACCGUUCCCGAGAUAUUGCCUUCAAAACAUUUCUUAGGGGAUAACUUUUCUUCUUUUCCCGAAUUUGCGCAUAUUUAAAUUUAUUUGCGUUCUAGUUUGCUCUCACAAAAUUGGUACACUGAAAGAAACACAGCUCUCGUAAGCUUGGUCAGCUUACCAGUACAUUUUUCAUUAACA
Molecule: messenger RNA, 14269 nt
Organism: Lutzomyia longipalpis
Lineage: Eukaryota; Metazoa; Arthropoda; Insecta; Diptera; Psychodidae
Exons: 1
Coding region: 3669-13571 (3300 amino acids)
Biological process (GO): proteolysis; telomere maintenance; DNA repair
Molecular function (GO): cysteine-type peptidase activity; DNA helicase activity
Source: RefSeq, a predicted model, not a curated record